Messenger RNA from Alexandromys fortis (reed vole), 1399 nucleotides. RefSeq names its product ubiquitin conjugating enzyme E2 E3 (gene Ube2e3). Gene Ontology annotation, molecular function: ubiquitin conjugating enzyme activity. The coding region runs from base 240 to 863 and encodes 207 amino acids. Gene Ontology annotation, cellular component: nucleus. The transcript has 7 exons. Gene Ontology annotation, biological process: protein K11-linked ubiquitination; protein K63-linked ubiquitination; protein K48-linked ubiquitination. The record is from RefSeq and is a predicted model, not a curated record. Lineage: Eukaryota; Metazoa; Chordata; Mammalia; Rodentia; Cricetidae.
GUUUUGCCCUCGGGCUUUUGGCCGCUUUGCGGAUUUUUUUUUUCUUCUCUACUCCCCCCCCCCCCCAACAAAAUGUCGGUCGGUGAGGGAGGAAUUGAGCGGGGGACGUCGGUGGCACCGGGAGCUUUGCAGAAGAAGUGGUGUGUUCAAAGGCUUUCGGUGCGCACGGGAGGACCCGCCACCGUAAAUAAGCAUAUGGACUACUAACAGGAAGUUUUCCCAGAGAUCACUUCACCAAGAUGUCCAGUGAUAGGCAGAGGUCGGACGACGAGAGCCCCAGCACCAGCAGCGGCAGUUCAGAUGCCGACCAGCGGGACCCUGCAGCCCCAGAGCCCGAGGAGCAGGAGGAGAGGAAGCCUUCUGCUACCCAGCAGAAGAAAAACACCAAACUUUCCAGCAAAACGACUGCUAAGUUAUCCACGAGUGCUAAAAGAAUUCAGAAGGAGCUAGCUGAAAUCACUCUUGAUCCUCCUCCCAACUGCAGUGCUGGGCCUAAAGGAGAUAACAUUUAUGAAUGGAGGUCGACUAUACUUGGUCCACCAGGUUCUGUAUAUGAAGGUGGUGUUUUUUUUCUGGAUAUCACGUUUUCUUCAGAUUAUCCAUUUAAGCCACCAAAGGUUACCUUCCGCACCAGAAUCUAUCACUGCAACAUCAACAGUCAGGGAGUCAUCUGCCUGGAUAUUCUAAAAGACAACUGGAGUCCUGCUUUGACUAUUUCAAAGGUUUUGCUCUCUAUUUGUUCCCUUUUGACAGAUUGCAACCCUGCGGAUCCUUUGGUUGGAAGCAUAGCCACUCAGUAUUUGACCAACAGAGCAGAACAUGACAGGAUAGCCAGACAGUGGACCAAGAGAUACGCAACAUAAUUCUCAUAAUUUGUAUGCAGUGUGAAGGAGCAGAAGGCCUCUUCCCACUGUGCUUCGGAUCUUUAUAGCCUUUACAAUACGGACUUCUGUGUAUAUGUUAUACUGAUUCUACUCUCUGCCUUUAUCCUUUGGAGACUGGGAGACUCCCCCAAAAGGUAAAUGCUAUCAAGAGUAGAACUUUGUAGCUGUAGAUUAGUUACGUUUAAAAUGCCUACUUGCAAGUCUUGCUUCUUUGGGAUAUCAAAAUGUAUUUUGUGAUGUACUAAGGAUACUGGUCCUGAAGUCUACCAAAUAUUAUAGUGCAUUUUAGCCUAAUUCAUUAUCUGUAUGAAGUUAUAAAAGUAGCUGUAGAUGACUAGGAAUUAUGUCAUUUGUAUUAAGCCCAGAUCUCUUUCUGAGUAUGUGGUUCAUGCUGUUGUGAAGAUGUUUUACCUUUCCCUUUGUCAGUUUGUAAUGAGAGGAUUUCCUUCUACCCUCUGUAGCUCAGAGAGCACUGAUGUAUCAUCUCAAACACAAUAAACAUGCUCCUGAAGGCA